AUGAAGAGGGGGAGCUUGGCAGGAAGUGAGAGGGAGGGGGGUGUGGAGGGGAAGGGGGGGCUAAGAGAGUGGCGGGGGGGAGGGGAGGAUAAUUUGUCCUCCCGGUUUGCCUCAGCCCCUUGCAUUUUAGUGGAUGACUCCAGUGAGGGGUCGGUGGGCUGUUUGUUAGAGGGAUCCCAACUCCUGUUUGAGGAGAUGAGGUCCCCUACAUGCAGCCCCGAGGCAAACAGGGAGGGGGGGAUGGUGGGUGGGGAGGGAGGACCCAACACACUGCCUGGGUCAUGGGUUGGGAUGGAGGACGGGGGCGUCAGGAGAGGAGAGGACGUCCCCGCCGGUGGAAAUGGACCAGGGGAGCAUCGGGAGGUUCACCUGAGGGAUGCGGAGCUUGCUCAGCCAGUGAUACACCCGUCCCGUUACCUCCUGCGGGUGUUCUUCUCGUACCAGGCGAGAAGCGGAAUGGUGUGGUCUAACGCGGGUCCUCGGGCGGAACAGCUGCCGUGGCACUUUGGCCAUGCGGCAAAUGUGGUGCGAUCCCCCACCUGUCCAAGAUCUGCUUGUGGCAGGGAGGAGACUGUGCGCCAUGCCUUCUGGGACUGUGCCUGUGCCGGACUAGUAUGGGCUAGGGCACGGGUGAUGCUAGGAGAGAGAGAUGACUAUUGUGGAUCCUCUGGGGAGCCUCAGCUACAUCAUGACGCUGACGAGGCAGAGAAGAGUCUCUCCACAUCAGAACACCUCAAGAAACACCAACGGAAACACACAGGGAAGAAUUCUCACUACUGCUCUGACUGUGGGAAGAGUUACUCAAGAUUAGAUUCACUAAAAGUACACCAGAGAAUUCACACAGGUGAUACAGCUCACUGCUCUGACUGUGGGAAGAGAUUCACCACUAUAGCAAACCUUAAAAUACAUCAGAGAAUCCAUACAGGAGAGAAACCUUAUAGCUGUGAUCAAUGUGGGAAGAGUUUUACUCACUCAAGCUGCCUGAAGGUACAUCAGAGAACACACACUGGAGAGAAACCUUAUAACUGUGAUCAAUGUGUGAAGAGAUUUGUCACAUCUAGUAGUCUGACUAUACACCAGAGAACACAUACAGGAGAGAAACCUUUUGGUUGUGAUCAAUGUGGGAAGAGAUUUGUUUCAUCUAGCCGCCUGACUAUACACCAGAGAACACACACAGAGGAGAAACCAUUCAGUUGCUCUGACUGUGGGAAAACCUUUUCAAAAUUAUAUACAUUACAAUUACACCAGAGAAUUCACACUGGAGAGAAACUUUAUAGCUGUAAUCAAUGUAGGAAGAGUUUUAAUCGCUCAAGUUUGCUGAAGGUACAUCAGAGAACACACACUGGAGAGAAAUCUUUUAUAGCUGUGAUCAAUGUGGGAGGAGAUUUGUUACACAUAGCAGUCUGACUAGACACCAGAGAAACAAAUCUUAUAGCUGUGAUCAAUGUGGGAAUAGAUA
Oncorhynchus masou masou (cherry salmon) is the source of this 1459-nucleotide messenger RNA. Its product is annotated as zinc finger protein 135-like. The record is from RefSeq and is a predicted model, not a curated record. The coding region runs from base 1 to 1407 and encodes 468 amino acids. Gene Ontology annotation, cellular component: nucleus. The transcript is spliced from 5 exons. NCBI's taxonomy places the organism in Eukaryota, Metazoa, Chordata, Actinopteri, Salmoniformes, Salmonidae. Gene Ontology annotation, biological process: regulation of gene expression.